UGAAUGACAAUUCACUUUUUCUUAGGAUAACCUUAUCCACAGAAACAACUCAAGUUCAUGCACCCCAAGUGUUUGUAAAAUGUUCCAAGAAUCAACUGAUGAAAAAGUAACAUAUAAUUGCUAUUUCGAAGUUUAUCAUACAUACACAGUUCCAAAUUCCAAUGGCAUCUUCCAUCAUCUCACAGUACCAUAGCCUUAAAGAUAAUCAUAAUCCAUUAUCUUUACAUCAUCUUGAUCCUUAUUAUGUUCAUAACAACACACAAAUCCUUAGAAGCCAUUCAUCAUCCACUUCAAUUUCUGUUGGAGUGUUAGAUAAGAAGCCUCAUUUUUCUGAUACCCUAUUUGCCCCACGAAACCUUUCUCCAUGCUUUCACUUUUUGGAUGAAUUGUGUGAGAUAAGGGAUUUGAAUUCUGUGAGGGAACUACAUGCACAGAUACUGAAAAUGCCAAGAAACAAAGGUGGUAGUAGUAGCUUGGCCACAAUAGAUGAAACCGUUAUGAGAUACUAUUUGGAGUUUGAUGAUUUUGUGUCUGCAAUAAAGGUUUUCUUUGUUGGUUUUACGAGGAAUUAUCUUCUAUGGAACUCUUUCUUGGAGAAAUUUGGAAGUUUUGGAGGUGACCCUUAUGAGAUUCUUGAUGUAUUUGGUGAACUGCAUAAGAAAGGUGUUGAAUUUGAUAGCAUAGCUUUCACUGUUGUUCUGAAAAUUUGCUUGGUUUUGAUGGAUUUGAAGGUUGGAUUAGAGAUUCAUGCUUGUUUGAUAAAGAGAGGAUUCCAUUUUGAUGUGCAUUUGUAUUGUGCAUUGAUCAAUUUGUAUGAGAAGUGCUGGGGUGUAGAUAGAGCAUACCAAGUGUUUGAUGAAGCGCCCCAGAAAGAAGAUUUCUUGUGGAACACGAUAAUUAUGGCGAGCCUGAGGAGUGAGAAGUGGUUUGAUGGCUUAGAAUUGUUUCGCGGCAUGCAGUUAUCUUCGGCUAAAGCCACCGGUGGCACCAUCGUCAAGGUGCUGCAAGCAUGUGGAAAAUUGAGAGCUCUCAACGAAGGGAAACAAAUUCAUGGAUAUGUUUUAAGGCGGGGAUUAGUGUCGAACAUGUCCAUUAGCAAUUCCAUAAUUAGCAUGUACUCUAAGAACCAUAGUCUUAAAAUGGCUAGAACAUUUUUUGAUUCAAUGGAGGAUUAUAACUUGUCAUCUUGGAACUCAAUUAUUUCAUGUUAUGCUGGUUAUGGCAACUUGGAAGAUGCCCUGGAUAUCUUCCAAGAAAUGGAAGCUUCCGGCAUUAAACCAGACAUUAUAACUUGGAAUUCUCUUAUGUCGGGUCUUCUUCUUCAGGGUUCAUACAAAGCUGUUCUGGCCAAUUUCCAGAGCCUGCAAGUCGAAGGCUUGAAGCCGGAUUCGGGCUCGGUAACUAGUGCACUACAAGCAAUUAUUGAAUUGGGUAUCUUCAACUUAGGGAAAGAAAUUCAUGGUUAUCUAUUGAGAAACAAGCUUGAUCAUGAUGUUUAUGUUUGCACUUCAUUGAUGGAUAUGUAUAUCAAGAAUGAUGAGUUACAUAAAGCUCAAAAAGUGUUCCAUCGCACAAAGAACAAAAACAUUUGUGCUUGGAAUUCAUUGAUAUCAGGGUACUCCUUCAAGGGCCAGUUUAGUGAUGCUGAAGAACUAUUGAACCAGAUGGAGAAAGAAGGUAUAGAACCUGAUAUAGUUACAUGGAACAGUUUGAUUUCUGGUUAUUCAAUGCAUGGCCGAAGCGAGGAAGCUAUGGAUGUGAUUAAUAGGAUGAAGAGUUCAGGAUUUUCACCUAAUGUGGUUUCAUGGACUGCAAUGGUAUCCGGCAGUUCUCGGAACAAAAAUCAUAUGGAUUCCAUCCGGUUUUUCGGCCAAAUGCAAGCACAAAAUGUAAGGCCUAAUUCUACUACUAUUUGCAGCUUACUUCGAGCUUGCUCCGGCCAGUCGCUUCUAAAGAAAGGCGAAGAGAUACACUGCCUCUGCAUAAGACAUGGAUUUAUAGAGGAUAUGUACAUAGCCACAGCACUCAUUGACAUGUAUAGCAAGGCAGGGAAGUUGAAAGUAGCAUGCGAAAUUUUCGGAAGAAUAGAGGGGAAAACACUUCCUUGUUGGAACUGUAUGAUGAUGGGAUAUGCUAUUCACGGCCACGGUGAAGAAGUAAUUUCUCUUUUUAACAAAAUGCUCAAAACUGGUAUCAUUCCUGAUUCUAUUACCUUCACAGCUCUUCUAUCCGGCUGCAAGAAUUCAGGUCGAAUCAAUGAUGGAUGGAAGUACUUUGACAGUAUGAGUACAGAUUACAACAUUGUUCCAUCAAUUGAGCACUAUUCUUGCAUGGUGGACCUUCUUGGAAAAUCUGGUUUUCUUGAUGAAGCUCUGCAUUUCAUCCAAACUAUGCCAGUAAAGCCGGAUGCUAGUAUCUGGGGAGCUCUUCUUGCUUCCUGCCGAAAUCACAAAAACAUUAUGCUAGCCGAGACUGCGUUGAGGAAUCUGUUCAAGCUAGAGCCUUAUAAUUCUGCCAACUAUGUUAUAAUGAUGAACAUAUAUUCGGCUUUAGGCAAAUGGGACGACGCGCAGCGCCUUAGAGACACAAUGGUUGCUGCAGGGUUGAAAAGCCCUGGUGUUUGGAGCUGGAUACAGGUAAAUCAAACUACUCAUGUGUUCUCUACAGAAGGGAAAUCACAUGGAGAAGAAGGCGAAAUAUAUUUCGAAUUAUAUCAAUUAGUUUCUAAGGUGAAGAAGCUAGGAUAUGUGCCUGAUAUAAGCUGUGUGUAUCAAAAUAUUGACAACAAUGAAAAGGAGAAGGUUCUUCUGAGUCACACUGAGAAGCUAGCUAUCACAUAUGGACUCAUGAAAACAAAAGGUGGAUCACCUAUCAGGGUAGUUAAGAACACAAGAGUUUGUCAGGAUUGUCACACAUUAGCCAAGUACAUUUCUUCGGCCGAAAAUCGCGAGAUUUUGCUCCGAGAUGGCGGCCGUUUUCACCAUUUUGUGAAUGGAAAAUGCUCCUGUAAUGGUUGUUGGUAACAAUAAGCACAAGCAGAUCAUUCUUUUUCUUUGUUCAUAUUCUCAUAGCACACCAUAUUCUUUUGUAUGCUAUGUGUUCAUGAUGGAAAAAAAACCUAAACUAAGGGAUGAGCAUGUUUUUUGGUUUUUCACA
Molecule: messenger RNA, 3156 nt
Organism: Arachis stenosperma
Lineage: Eukaryota; Viridiplantae; Streptophyta; Magnoliopsida; Fabales; Fabaceae
Product: pentatricopeptide repeat-containing protein At4g01030, mitochondrial
Exons: 1
Coding region: 162-3023 (953 amino acids)
Biological process (GO): RNA modification
Molecular function (GO): RNA binding; zinc ion binding; protein binding
Source: RefSeq, a predicted model, not a curated record